Molecule: messenger RNA, 630 nt
Organism: Beta vulgaris subsp. vulgaris (sugar beet)
Lineage: Eukaryota; Viridiplantae; Streptophyta; Magnoliopsida; Caryophyllales; Amaranthaceae
Product: acetylornithine aminotransferase, mitochondrial
Exons: 1
Cellular component (GO): chloroplast stroma
Molecular function (GO): identical protein binding; pyridoxal phosphate binding; transaminase activity
Source: RefSeq, a predicted model, not a curated record
CACUUGCCACUUGCCAAGCCUCUUGCUGGAGGCUUACCUAUUGGAGCUGUGCUGGUUACAGAAAGAGUUUCAUCAGCUAUAAGCCCUGGAGAUCAUGGAAGCACCUUUGCUGGUGGACCACUUGUGUGUCAUGCUGCACUUACUGUCCUAGAUAAAAUCUCAAGCCCUGGUUUUUUGGCUAGCGUGUCAAACAAAGGUCAGUAUUUCAAAGAACUCUUAACAAAGAAGUUAUUGGGGAACCAACAUGUUAAAGAAGUCCGAGGCCAGGGUCUUAUUAUUGGUAUAGAGUUGGAUGUCCCAGCUGGUCCACUUGUCGAUGCUUGUCGGAAUUCAGGAUUGUUAAUUUUAACAGCUGGAAAAGGAAAUGUAGUGAGAUUGGUUCCUCCAUUGACCAUAUCGGAGCAGGAACUUGAAACAGGUGCUGAGAUUCUUCUCAAAUGUUUCCCGGCCUUGGAUCAAAGCAGUUAAGGUGGUUUUGUGUACCAUGUACUAUGAAUGUAAAAUUCUCCUGUCUUACAGCUUUUUUUAUGAAUGGACAAGCACAUCAAAGACACGUUGGUAAAUAAUUCAGGAUGUAUUGUUCGGGACACGAACUAGUUCAUCUACGAAACACAUUAUGAUAUAUGAGUA